UAGGAGUAGAGGAGUGAAGAGUAAAACUCCGGUCCACUGCUCCUUCAUCAGCAUGCUGAGAUCCGCACAGAGCAAAGCAGAAGAGUUGAUCAUUACCCUCCAACUCAGUAACUGCAUGACCUGUUGCGCCUGGGCUUCAACUGUGUCGCUGUAAUCUGGUGGAUUUAUGAGAGAUUGGAUGGUCUGUUUUGAGUAUGCGUUCUCCGAGUGUUUGAGCCAUGGGAAUACAAUUAAUAGGAUUAUUCUGUCUGCUUGGGUGUUGUGAACUUGCGCCAGUUCUCGCGUCCAGGAGCCCCUUCAGGCUUAGGAAUAACAGCAGCACUCUCUCUUCUAAUAAUGCACUCAGGACCAGCACUGAGAGCACACUGUCUCUUCUGGCUUACAGCAAAGUCUUCAAUAAAGUUCACAAGGAUCCUGUGCAAUGGAAAGACGGUUUGGCAUUAAAUGUCUCCAGGACGUUUAAGGUAAAGGUUGUGAAUUAUGAGUCCCAAACCGGCCAUGUGGAUGUUCCAGGCGUCAGGAUGGACAUUAACCGCGGAUUACUUGCAAACACAGAUGAACCGUCAGUCACGUUUGCUGACAGCAGCCUGUCCUCGAUACACACACUUACUGGAAAGCAAAUGAAAGCUCCUGGUGUGUAUCGGCGACCCAGAAGAGCUCCAAGGACUAAUCAAAGUGAAGCAGGAUCAAUAGUUGAGAAGUUGGAAAGCCCCCCUAAUGCAUCAGCUCAGAAGCAGUCCACAGAGCUGCCGACACACGUCCCUGCCUCCGCGUACCCUGAGGAGGAAGAGGACUACAUGGACAUCACUCCACUCGGCCCUAUUAACACCCGGCCCAGAGGUCCCGGACUUCCCAACCCGUUUUAUCCAGUCACAGGGGAAUCAUACGCUGCCUAUGCGAUUAUAUUAGUGUCUGUAAUCGUGUUCACAGCGGGGAUAAUCGGCAAUAUCGCAAUCAUGUGCGCCGUGUGUCAUAAUUACUACAUGCGCAGCGUCUCAAACUCACUGCUUGCCAAUUUGGCCCUGUGGGAUUUCCUCAUCACCUUCUUCUGCUUACCGUUAGUGAUAUUCCACCAGCUCACCAAGGACUGGCUGCUUGGAGAGGUUUCCUGUAAAAUUAUCCCCUACUUUGAGGUGGCUUCCUUGGGUGUAACUACUUUUACCCUUUGUGCUUUGUGUAUCGACCGUUUCCGAGCCGCAUCUAAUGUGCGGAUGUACUACGAGACGAUCGAGAACUGUGCCUCCACAGCAGCUAAGCUUGCUGUGAUCUGGUUGGGGGCUCUAUUGCUUGCACUGCCCGAGCUGCUAAUCCACCAGCUGGUAACGGAGGAGAGAGAGGUGCCUGCUGAGGAGCUCCCUGAGGUGGCUAAUAAGAUGCUACCCAUUGAGCGCUGUAUAAUCCGCAUCUCCACAACACUCCCUGACUCCCUGUAUGUGCUGGGACUUACUUAUGACGGAGCUCGUCUAUGGUGGCACUUUGGCUGCUACUUCUGCCUGCCCACUGUUUUCACUAUUAUCAGCUCGGUGGUAACGGCACGCAAGAUGCGCCAGGCUGAGAGGACGAGUGUUCGAGGCCAGCGUGAGCAGAUCCACCAGGAGAGAAGAAUGAACUGCACAGUAGUGGCUCUUGCCAUCCUCUAUGGGAUAUGUGUGAUCCCAGAGAACAUCUACAACGUUGUCUCGACGUACAUGGCCGCUGGAAUGCCACGUCACACCCUGGACGUCCUACAUUUGCUUAGUCAGAUUUUGCUGUUUUGCAAGUGCGCAGUGACACCUGUGCUGCUGCUAGCGCUUUGUCAGCCUUUCAGGAGAGCUUUUUUGCACUGCUGCUGCUGCUGCCUAGAGGAAUUCGGCCCACCAAAGUUCUCUAAUGGGACGAGUGACAACAACGAGAACGAGGUCACUACUGAGCUGGAGCUCUCGCCUUAUAGCACAGUGCACAGGGAAGCGGCAAGCUAUACACCUGUAAGCACACACUGCUAGGAGACUUGGAAACCUGUGCACAUACUGUUCUAUACCCCUCCCAUAAAUACACUCUAUACCAAAUCACACCCAAACGGAUACAACCAAUGGCAUGUACUACACUAUCAGUCAUGUCAUACUACAGACUAUAAAGUGCUCAGACUUACUGAACAGACCACUGUAACAACACACCCGCCACAUUUUGGGAAAGGACUGGCAACAAAUAGACUCCAUAAAGCAAUUUACAGUAUUAUUACAGGCAGAGAGUAUUUCUUAGAGUCUUAGCUGCUCGUUACUGUUUACAAAAAGAAAGAAACAUGAUCAUUAACUAUAGUUUCAAUGGAGGUCAUAGGGAUUAUGAUUAAGAUUUAACUCACUUUUUUGUUUGAACAAUUGUGUUACAUCUACAUGACGAAAGUUUACAUCUUUAAUUCGUUGCAAACACAACAUAGUAUUUUUCUAAGACUCACGGAUAGUAAUGUUAAAAUAGCUGGUAGUUAAUACAUUGGUGGGUAAUGGGAAAUGAUGAUGAUUCAUAUGGACGCCUGGCUGCUUUGCUAUGUGCGCAUUAUGCUUCUUCUGUAUUUAGUGGCAGGAACAACUGCAGCACUUCAGCUGACACUGUAAAAUAAAGUCUGAUAUUUUAGUAAAAAUAUUGUUUUAUUAGAAAAACAAAAAAAAGUCAAUAGAAAAGAAGUCUGAUGACAGAUUCAUAUAAACCUAAUAAUUUAGUCAAAUCCACAAUGUGCUCAUUUGAUUUAUUGAUGCACAUUAUGUAUUUGUUUACUAGCUGUUUUCUUUCAAAGUGGUUUCACAACACUGGGAGAUUCAGUCUUGGUAAAGGCGUUGGUCUUAUACAUGACAUCAGUGCUAUACAGUAUGAGUGUACACAGAAGCUAUUGUCUUAAGCUGGUUGCCAGAGCAACAUUAGGCAUCCAUAAUGAAAAGGUCUGUUUGCAUCAGUGGCAGCCAUGAAGAAAGAGCUUAGCUGUGAGAGGAAAGAUGUAGGAAGUGCUUUUUUUUUUUUGGUGAACUGGACAUUUGGAGCUCGGUAAUUACAGUCUGCAUCUUUACCCCAAAGGAGUAGAGCAUCUCUGUUGAGUUUACCACACACCCCAUUUUUUAUUCAAGUUAAAACUGAGAAGAUAUUUCAUCAUAUUGUGAUUUUGGAACAGACAAAUCAAAUAUCUGCAAUGUUUUGGCUUUGGUAUAGACAGAUGCCAGUCUCUUGUUAUAUCACAUCAAA
Silurus meridionalis is the source of this 3207-nucleotide messenger RNA. It is a transcript of the gene gpr37a, whose product is annotated as G protein-coupled receptor 37a. Lineage: Eukaryota; Metazoa; Chordata; Actinopteri; Siluriformes; Siluridae. Gene Ontology annotation, molecular function: G protein-coupled peptide receptor activity; prosaposin receptor activity. The coding region runs from base 219 to 1982 and encodes 587 amino acids. The record is from RefSeq and is a predicted model, not a curated record. The transcript is spliced from 2 exons. Gene Ontology annotation, biological process: positive regulation of MAPK cascade; adenylate cyclase-inhibiting G protein-coupled receptor signaling pathway. Gene Ontology annotation, cellular component: plasma membrane; signaling receptor complex.